GUCUAUAUUUCCUCCAACAGUCUUAUCGGUCAUGUUACCAUUAUCAUUAAUCUUUUUCAAUAUCAGCUGGUCAAGCCUCGUGCUGCCUUUAAGUCCACUCCUGGAGGGCUUUUGGUCUCUGCUGAUUUCUGUCAACUAGAACUUCGUCUGCUUGCCCAUCUUUCUGGCGAUACUGACCUUGUACACUUGCUUGUUCAUGACGAUGUCCAUAGUCAACCUUCGACUGUUAUUGCUGAGAGUGCAUCCAAACGUCUUGGCCCACAAGAGCCUACUGAUGACUCGGCUCUCCGUCCUAAAGCCUGUUGCCACGGCGAUGCAUUUCGAAAGGUAAUUAAGGCUUAUCGAAACCUUUUGUAUAGAUAUGUGGGCAGUAAGGGCUUUAAGAGGUUGUGUAUUUCAGGACUUGAGGUAAUUGAUCUUGUAGGGUAG
This is a messenger RNA of Protopolystoma xenopodis, 429 nucleotides long. The record is from the annotation of a GenBank genome assembly. NCBI's taxonomy places the organism in Eukaryota, Metazoa, Platyhelminthes, Monogenea, Polystomatidea, Polystomatidae.